This is a messenger RNA of Cucumis sativus (cucumber), 2330 nucleotides long. Its product is annotated as exocyst complex component EXO70A1. Gene Ontology annotation, biological process: exocytosis. Gene Ontology annotation, molecular function: phosphatidylinositol-4,5-bisphosphate binding. The transcript is spliced from 2 exons. Gene Ontology annotation, cellular component: exocyst. The record is from RefSeq and is a predicted model, not a curated record. The coding region runs from base 33 to 2141 and encodes 702 amino acids. Lineage: Eukaryota; Viridiplantae; Streptophyta; Magnoliopsida; Cucurbitales; Cucurbitaceae.
GAUUUUGGAAGCUGCGCCAAGGAGUAGUAACAAUGGCGCCAAGGGAAGAAGAGGACUCAAGGAUCCAGAAGCUUGAAUCAGCAUGUUCGGAUUUGAAAAUCCUCCUUCAAGCGUCGACGGAACUGAACGAAAGCCUGGAGAGGAUGGAGAAGAACAUAGAUUCAAUCGACGAAUCGCUCACGACAGCGUCGAGAAGCAUAUUACCUCUACAAUCUUUGGCGAUGACGACAAAAGCCCUCGAAACAAGAAUCAACCGAGCAGCUUCGCCUGCUCUCAAUCUCCUUGAUACUUUUAAGCGAUCCGAAUUUCUCCAACGCAAGAUUCUCGCGAUCUUCGCUAACUUAUCGGUGGAAAAAUCGCCGGAAGAACGCCUGAAGAAGCUGAUCAAACUAGUGAACUGUGUGGAUAGGCUGAAUGCAGCCAUAAGCGUGAUUAGUCAAGAGGGGGAAUCGGUGAUCCAGAAACUCCAAGAAGUGGUGGAGUUCUUGAGCAGGACGAAGGCUGCCGAUCCACAAAGGACACACAGACUGAAAGAGACGAUGAUCACACUCAAAGCUCUUUACGAAACUGAAAUCGAUGACAUGAAGUUUGAGGGAUUGCUUGACGAAUCUCUACUGAAUCUGCAAGAUGAAUUUGAAAACAUAUUAAAGAAUCUAAAGCAUCAAAGAAAACCGAAGUUCGAUGAUGGUGAUGGAGAAAAGGAAGGUGAAACCGUGGGGUCUGAGAUGGGAAGCGAGCUGGAGAUCGAAGCUGCUAAACGAAUUGCUGAAACUCUAACCGCCAACGAUUGUUUGGAUAUUUGCAUCAACAUUUACGUCAAGGUUAGAUACAGGAGAGCAGCUACCGCAUUGAUGCGGCUCAAUCCAGUCUAUCUAAAAACUUACACUCCAGAAGAAAUUGACAAAAUGGAGUGGGAAAAGUUGGAGACAGCAAUUUCACUAUGGAUUGAACAUUUCAAGGUCGCAGCCACGAGCGUGUUGAUUUCUGAGAAGAAGCUUUGUAAUCAGGUUUUAGGCUCAAUCAUGGACGGACUGAUGUGGCCUGAAUGCUUCGUCAAGAUCGCAGACAAAAUUAUGACUGUCUUCUUCCGGUUUGGGGAAGGCGUCGCCAGAAGCACCAAAGAGCCGCAGAAACUGUUCAAGCUCUUGGACAUGUUCGACUCCAUGGAAAAACUCGACUCCGAAUUCUCUGAGGCAUUUAGCGGCGAAGCCGGCGCCGAAAUCCGUACACGAUACAGAGAGCUCGAGAAGCUACUCGUGCACGCAUCCAGCAAAGUUUUUUGGGAUUUCGGCCUUCAAAUCGAGGGAAAUUCAGACGGAUUUCCACCUCCAAAAGACGGAUCGGUUCCUAAACUAGUCCGUUACGCCGUCAACUACCUCAAGUACCUUGCAAGCGACAACUACAGUUCCGCCAUGGCUAAAGUUCUCCAAAUACAAAAGUCGUGGAAGGGCGGAUUCCUCUCAAAAUUGGAAGCGGAGGAGAAUUUGCUUAAAGACGCCUUCUCCAACGUAAUGGAAGCCCUACAAAGAAACGUGGAAUCCAAAAAAUCGCGCUAUAGAGACAAAAUCCUACCGCAUAUCUUCUCAAUGAACACAUACUGGUACAUCUACAUGCGGAUCCGAAACACAGAACUAGGAAGAUUGCUAGGUGAACAGUAUAUGCGAAAAAAUUACAAAGCAGUAGCAGAAGAAUCGGCUUACACUUAUCAAAUGCUAUGUUGGGAGCCUCUGCUUUCGGUAAUGGACAUGGACGACAUGCGAUUACAGAACAUGGAAACGGUGGAAGAUUUAGCGAAAACAAAAAUGGAAUCAUUCGUGAAGGCACUAAGAGAAUUCUCACAGAAACAUAGAGCGACGUACUCCAUCCCAGAUUUGGAUUUGCGGGAGCAGUUGAAAGAGGCAACUCUGAAGAUGAUACUCCCGGCUUAUACAGAGUUUUUCAAUUUGCAUUCGGCUUUGUUGCCGGGAAUUGGGAAGUAUUACGUGGGCCUAGAGACGAUCCAUGACUUUGUGGGCCGGGCCUUUGAGUUCGAAGGUGGGAGUGGGCCUGGGUCGGGUGGCAAAUUGAAGCGAAGGGGUUCGAUGGAUCGGAUGGGUGAGAUUGCGUCUGAUGGACCAAUAUUAGCCGUUGGAUUGAGAUAACUAGAGAUUGCUAUCUGCUGCUUGACGACCACGCAAAGGAUUCCGAUGUUUGUAGGGAACUAUGUGGAAAAUUUGAAAUAUUCUUUAGUCCAUAGAUUUUUAUGAAAUUUGCCCCAAAGGAAAAAGGGAAAGUUGUAUGUUUUAUUGUCACGUAAUAUGGUCAAAUGAAAUAAAUUUUCAUUCAAAUCA